Messenger RNA from Neohortaea acidophila, 787 nucleotides. RefSeq names its product hypoxanthine guanine phosphoribosyltransferase. The record is from RefSeq and is a predicted model, not a curated record. Gene Ontology annotation, cellular component: cytoplasm. The transcript is spliced from 4 exons. NCBI's taxonomy places the organism in Eukaryota, Fungi, Ascomycota, Dothideomycetes, Mycosphaerellales, Teratosphaeriaceae. The coding region runs from base 87 to 695 and encodes 202 amino acids. Gene Ontology annotation, molecular function: hypoxanthine phosphoribosyltransferase activity. Gene Ontology annotation, biological process: hypoxanthine metabolic process; GMP salvage; IMP salvage.
GAAAAAAAAGAUGAACCACACUUCCCACAGCCUUGGAGUUGUCCUUCCUCUCCCCUUGGAGUCCAUUCCCGCCAAAAUCCUCGAAGAUGGUGGAAAAAGUGUGGGUUACGUACAAUCAGGUGCACAAGCUGUGCCAGGAGUCCGCCGACCAGAUCCUCUCCGAGUUCAAGCCGAACCUGAUGGUCGCCAUCGGCGGCGGCGGCUACGUUCCCGCGCGCAUCCUCCGCUCCUUCCUCAAGCGCGACGGCAACCCCAACAUCCCCAUCCAGGCCAUCGGCCUCUCGCUCUACGAACAGAUCGGCACCGACCCGCAGGUCGAAGAGAUUGGCACGAAAGUCACUCGCACGCAAUGGCUCGAUCUCAGCAGUCUCGAGAUGGCCAACUUGAUCGGGAAGAAUGUGCUGAUUGUGGAUGAGGUGGAUGACACGCGGACUACCCUGCAGUAUGCUGUCACGGAGCUGGAGAAGGACGUUGCGACUGCCGCGCAGAUGUCGGGUAGGCAGGGGGAGAAGACGAAUUUUUCCAUCUUUGUCCUGCACAACAAGGAUAAGCCGAAGAGGGGGCAUCUUCCGCAGGAUAUGAUGAGUGAGGGACGGUAUAUUGCCGCGCGGACGGUGGGCGAUGUGUGGAUCAACUAUCCCUGGGAGGCUACCGACAUCGAUGAGCACGAUAAGAUGGCCGCAAGCAAAGCCUAGAGAACGGUGGAUAUCAGAGGCAUGGCAUGCAUGGCGUUAAACUUGGCUGGAGAGGAGGCUCGCCGUUCCAAUUCCCACCUGCUUGCCGUUAA